Messenger RNA from Paralichthys olivaceus (Japanese flounder), 653 nucleotides. The record is from RefSeq and is a predicted model, not a curated record. Lineage: Eukaryota; Metazoa; Chordata; Actinopteri; Pleuronectiformes; Paralichthyidae.
CCUUCCUCUCGGACAGUUUUGCUCCACCAGUUUCGCACUGUGCCGGGGCCUGGAGAGGAGUGAGGGAGCGGAAAGAGCAGCGAGAAGAGAGGAUUUGGUGAACCGAGGAGAGACUGACGGGGGAGAGAGGGACCAUGGCUGCUCUCUCUGCCUUGCUGAAGACCUGGGUGAUACUGCAGACCUUGUGUCUGGCUCUAGCCCAAGUGACGGGUCCACCUGGACCUCAGGGCCAGCCCGGCCCAGCAGGCCCCUCUGGCACUCCUGGGUCAGACGGCAUUGAUGGAGACCAAGGACCUCCUGGAUCCCCUGGACCACCAGGGCAAAAGGGAGAGCCAGGAGAACCAGGUCCUGAUGGAGUGCCAGGAGAGAAUGGCAUUGAUGGUUUGAUCGGAGCAAAGGGUGACCGAGGUCCUGUUGGGAGCCCUGGCCCUAAGGGUCAACCUGGACCAAGUGGUGAGCCCGGCCCUCCUGGAUCAGGCCUUCCAGGACUGGCUGGAGCUCUCGGGGCAAUUGGUCUUCCGGGUGAAAUUGGGGCAAAUGGGCCAAAGGGUGUCAUGGGACCACCUGGACCUCCAGGACUUCCUGGGCCUCCUGGCAAGCCUCCCCUUAAUUUCAAUGUUAACACAGCCUGGUUGAAGAAGAUGAAGAACUAG